UGAUAAUAGGUGAAUAAGGGGAGGAUCCGGACAAGCCUGCACCACCACCACCAGGGUGGGAGCACGUGAAGAUUUUACUCCAGAAUCGGACCACAUUUUGGGGACUUUUCUGCCAUCAGCAUCCUUUCACGGCACCCUCGCAUCCCAGCCAGUAUUAAUCCCAGUCCAGCACCCCCGCUCAACUGGGAUUUUUGUUGUUGUUGUUUUUUUAGGGGACACGGAUAUGGAUUAAAGGGAAAGACGGACAGAGAGAGCCGCCAAACUGGAGCAGCACGCCAGAGCACGCCGGGGGGGAAGGGGGCGACGGGACUCGGUGAAUUCGCGGAGCCCCCGAGAUAGAGGCUGUGAGUGGUCGCACCCCAAGAUGGCGUCCCCCAAAAGCCGAACCAAGAAGAAACCGACCAAAGACAGCGUGACGCUGCUGCCGUGCUUUUACUUUGUGGAGCUCCCCAUCGUGCUGUCGUCUUUGGUGUCGCUGUACUUCCUGGAGCUGACCGACGUCUUGUCUCCGGCCGCGGUGGGCUUCCGCUGCCACGACCGCCGGCUCUCCAUGCCCUACGUGGAGACGGGCGACGAGCUCAUCCCGCUGCUCAUGCUCCUCAGCUUGGCCUUCGCCGGACCCGCCGCGUCGAUCAUGAUGGGGGAGGGCCUCACGUACUGCAUGCAGUCCAAACUCAAGACCUGCCCCAAGACGGAGGGCAGCAUCAACGCCGGGGGAUGCAGCUUCAACUCUUUCCUGCGCAGGACCGUGCGCUUCGUGGGUGUUCACGUGUUCGGUCUCCUAGCAACGGCGCUGGUGACGGAUGUCAUCCAGCUGGCGACCGGCUACCACGCCCCUUUCUUCCUCACCGUCUGCCAGCCCAAUUACACAGCGCCGGGCGUGGCCUGCGACAACAACGCCUACGUCACGCAGGACAUCUGCAUGGGCAAAGACCAGUACGCCAUUAUGUCGGCCAGGAAAACCUUCCCAUCCCAGCAUGCAACACUCUCUGGCUUUGCCGCCGUCUACAUUUCCAUGUACUUCAACGCCAGCAUCGGCGCCGCCACCAAGUUGCUCAAGCCGCUGCUGGUGUUCGCCUUCUGCAUGGCGGCGGGCCUGGCCGGCCUCACGCAGAUCACCCAGCACCGGAGCCACCCCGUCGACGUCUACGUGGGCUACCUGAUCGGAGCCGGCAUCGGCGUCUACUUGGCCGUGUACGCGGUGGCAAACUUCAAAGCCUUCGAAGAAGACGCGUUGCCUCGUCCCAAAAUGUCGGGGGUGCAGUACAAGGACACGCUGAGGGUGCUGAGUCAGCGCAGUCACGACUCCCUCUACAGGAAGACACCGCGGGUGUCGGAGAGCCGCGAGGAGCUGGCCGUAGCCAUGGGUUCGGGGGCGCGCAGCAAGGUGAGGCGGGAGAAAGCCUCCCUGGCCUCCCUUAAGCGAGCCAGUGCCGACGUGGAGCUCCUGGCUACCCGCGGGCCCAUGGCCAAGGAGACUAUGGUGACGUUCAGCAACACUCUGCCCCGGGUGGCCAACGGCAACAGCCCCAUCUCGCCCUCCGACGAGCCGCUGACCUCCCAGCGCCACAUGACAUUCCACAUGCCCCUAGACCCCCAAAGAUCCCGGCAGCUGGUGUCGGAGUGGAAGCAGCGCUCUCUGGAGCUGAGGAGUCAAGGCUCCCGGGAUGAGGACGAGGGCGAGGGAGGGGCGGAGGCCGCAGACGCCGCAGAUGGGGCGGGCGACCAGGGGGUCCCGUCGUCUCUCUACCCCAAAGUGCAAGCCAACAAGGGCACGGCGACGCCCACCGGGGCCCGGAUGGUGGUGUCUCCGCCGCUGGUCCACAUCCCAGAGGAGGCAUCGCGUCCGCCACCGGUCUCCCCCAAGAGCGCCAAGACCCGCGCCAAGUGGCUGUCGCUCACUGAGGGGGGCGGUGCAAAGGAGCCCAGUGUUGGGCCCAUUGCGGUGUCCACCCCCAGGGUGCCAAGCACGCAGACUGCUCAGCCACCCGCUCAGCCAAGAGUCACUAUGGUGAUGGCGAUGUCCAAGCAGCAGAGCCAUGGCGGGGUCCCCAUGGAGGGUGGCGGCUCCUCCUCAGGCGGUGGCUCCAACUGUUCCGAGUCACCCUACUGCCGGAUCCCUUCCGACCGGGAGAGCUGCGCUGGCAGCAACCCGGGCAGCAUCGCCGGCAGCGGCAGCAUCGUCACCAUCGAUGCCCACGCCCCACACCACCCGGUGGUGCGGGUGACGGCCUCCAACGGGAAGCCGUGGGAGUGGAGGAACACCAUCAGUGGUAAUCUGAUGGCCGGCGACACGGCGGCGCUGGAUAAGCACCGUGGCGUGCUGCGGGGGCAGGACAACGCCCCGCUUUACCGCGACUACCGGACACUCCCGGUUAAAAAGGAGUCUUUGGGUGGCGAGGCUCCGGAGCUCCCGCCCCCGCCGCACCCAACCUCAUCCUCCCCUCUGCCUCCCCCGCCCCAGCUGUCGUCGCCCCAUCUCCCGCCACCGCCACCACACUCCUCCCUCCUGUCUCACCCGCCUUCUCAGGUGUCUGCGCAACCCUCCUCAUCCCCUUUGCCCCCUCCUCCGCUCCCUGCCUCCUCCAUGCCGCCGCCACCCCCUCCGCACCCCUCGUGCUCGACCAUGCUACCCCCUCCGCCUCACCCCGACCUGCUGAUGGAUGACCAGAUGCUGUCCCACUCGUCCACGCUGCCCCGCCGGCCCUCUGUGUCGGCCCGCAGCCAUGCCGAGCAGGAGCACUACUACAAGGCGCUGCAGAACGAGCGGAUGCUAUAGUGCAGCGGUCCCCAACUUUUAUUGCGCCAAGGACAAGUUUUAUGUCAAGCAAUAUUUUGACAGACCGGCAAAGAAUUCAAUCAAAUCAAGCUAUUAAAAAUACAACUCGCCAUUAUGCUGAACGUAGUUGUUGUGUUUAGUGGGAGCCCUGCGCUUGUUUCUCUUCAAUGAGCCGGUCACAUCUUGGGGUAAUGGGAGAUAACGUUACAUAGUGUAUGUCCAGUCUACUUUGUAAUUUUGUUUUGGUCGCCCGAAAUCCUGCUUUGUAAAGAUAGGGUGUUGGAAAUGGAAGCAAGGUAUUCCAGAUUAUUUGGGCAGUUUUUAAGGCUCCGUUGCCUUCUAGUACGAAGAGCGGGCUUGGUGUGUCAAUAGUAUUUGUAUCGAUAAACCCAUUUUCCAAAUUGGACUGCUGUCUCUUAAAUUCAGGAUUCUUUUUCUUGAAAUUAGUAGGCUCUUCGUCUGUCUCAUCAUUCGGCCUUUUUCCCUUUCUGAAGAACCUUUCCAAAGACUCAUUUUACUCAUUUUUACUAACUUGUGGGCUUAAUUUUUUAUAUAUAUUAUAUCACGGGACUGCGACUAGAGGUUUGACGUAUGCAGAGGCACAGGCAUAUGCAUGUGAUUUUCAAACUGUGAUGAUCAAUAAAAUAUUUUGGUUCAGCCCGUCUGUGCGGCCUGGUACCAAGUGGCCAAAGGACCGACGGUUGAGACCGCUGCUAAAUUGGACGGCUCACAUCCCGAGGACUUAAAAAAAAGCCAGAGCAAGUUGUGUCCUCGGCGGACACAACCAUUUUGCAUUGACUUUUUUAUUUGUUUUAUUUUAAAAGGACUUUCAAUCCAAGAUGGCAUCCUCGAUCCAAGUCCAUGGGAACGCUAAAGCGAUUCGAUGUUUUUCCGGCAGCUGUCAGAAGAAGAGAAAGGAGAUCAAACGCAAGGAAGAAAAAGGGGCAAUGAGAAUUCCCGCCUGGUCGCUGCCAGGGAGGGAAAAGCGUCUGCAGCUGAAGGAGGAGAUAACGACUCCGGAAGGCCUCAGAUUUGCUCAAACAGUUUUCCUCUGAAAGGGCGAAGAAGGACAAGGAAAACAAAACAACCGCAGGCAACUCCACCGUUCCGUAAGACGACUGCAGCUGCUUGUUUGCUGCCAGCCUUUGGUUGCUCCCGUAAGGAGUUUUUGUUGCGUCUCGAGGAGCCCCAAAAGGAUCUUUAACUUCCAAGCUUGCAUCCUUCUGGGGAGUCAUCUCACUCAAACAAUGAAGCUUGAGCCAUGCUAAUGUGGGCGUGAGCAAGAGAUGAAACAUCCCAAAGCAAGCGUCCUGGAAUGGUUUAUGGCCGCAAACCGACCAACGUGCUCAUUGGAUGCAGCCAACUGGAUUCUGUUGCCUCGGCUCAGGUCUAUGAGUCUAAGGGACUGGCUUUUAGGGCCAUGUUCACGCUUCACGUUUGGUUCAGCUCAAACUAACCCUGGUGCGAUUGCUCUGAUAGUGCUGUUUGUUUGGUUAAAGUGGGAAUGCUAUCAUCUGAAACCAGGUGAAUAAACCUAGCCCGAGAACCCAAAACCCUGGACCCUAACCAUCAAUGUCAACACUAUCACCUGAAUCCUGGUGGAUCAGCCUAGCCCGAAACCCUGUACCCUAACUAUAACCCUAAACCCCAAAACCUGAACCAUAGAUGCUAAAUCUAAAACUCCCAACAUAAAAAUCUAACCUUAAACCCAAUCCUAAUCCUUAAACCUUAAAUCCCAAUCUCUACCCUAAUCUCUAAAACUGUACCAUUAAUUCUAACCCUUACUUUAAAACCUAACACCAAACCUCGACUCCCAAUCCUUAGCUCCUCAACCUAAACUUAGAAUGCAACCUUAAAAUGCUAACCUAAACCCUAAACUCCAGACCAGAGUACUGAACGUCAAGUAUGAGCACAACGUCAGUCAACAUUUAUUACGACGAGCAUAAUUCAGGACGCUGGACUGGUGAGAGAGAGAUACAAACUAAAGUGAAAAUUGAAAAGUGAAAAUGAUUUCAAUAAUUGAUAUUACUUCAUCUAAAAAAGAAAAAUCUGAAUAUUGCCAGUAUAUUGUGCUAAUGCAUUAUCUAGAAGAUAACGAUUAAUUGACUCUCUGUUGACGACCACUCUUUGCUUUUCAACUUUGUUGUAUAAAGUUAGUUCUUCAUUUUACUUGUUGUUUCAUCCAACGUCUGUCGACAAGUGCUUUAUUUGUUUUAUAUUUUCAUGAACAGUGGGCACAAAAACCAUUUUUUAGCAAUUCCCUAAAUCCAUUUUGUACAACGACUGUAGGUAUGAAUGGAAUGCAUUUUACAUGUGAGCCUGUUCUCGCUGGGAAUUUUUUAUUGGAAAAAUGGUACAUAAUUAGUGGAAAAUGAACAUAUCUUAGGGUUUACUUGAAUUUUUUUCCCUAAUUCAAUUAUUUGUAAAAAAAAUUAACAUGACUGACUCCUAAAUCACCUAAGCCACACAUAAGAAUAUCUAUUUUAAAAUACCUUUUUUAAAAAUGUAUUUAUGAGCAUAUUUAUGUCAAAAUUUUGCAUGUUUUUUCUUGGUGUGACAGUCACCUGUCUGCAAAAUAGUACAUGGUACAGUGCUUGAAAUUGUGUACGAUUUCCGACUAAAUUCUCACGAGAACGCCUCACUUUGUGCUGCGUUUGAGUUUUUCUUCAGGUUUUCACCCUUACCUUAUUUAACAAGCCAUUGGUGCAUUUUCUGUACGUUUUAAGUAUCAUACAUCCCAUUUUUGAGUGUAAAAAAAAAAAAAAAAAAAACUUGCUUAAUAUUAUGACUACUGUUAUUGAU
Molecule: messenger RNA, 5581 nt
Organism: Phycodurus eques (leafy seadragon)
Lineage: Eukaryota; Metazoa; Chordata; Actinopteri; Syngnathiformes; Syngnathidae
Gene: plppr3a
Product: phospholipid phosphatase related 3a
Exons: 9
Coding region: 365-2779 (804 amino acids)
Biological process (GO): signal transduction; phospholipid metabolic process; phospholipid dephosphorylation
Molecular function (GO): phosphatidate phosphatase activity
Source: RefSeq, a predicted model, not a curated record